Molecule: messenger RNA, 1452 nt
Organism: Cladophialophora carrionii CBS 160.54
Lineage: Eukaryota; Fungi; Ascomycota; Eurotiomycetes; Chaetothyriales; Herpotrichiellaceae
Exons: 3
Coding region: 1-1452 (483 amino acids)
Biological process (GO): transmembrane transport
Molecular function (GO): transmembrane transporter activity
Source: RefSeq, a predicted model, not a curated record
AUGUCUGAGAAGACCAGUCCUGCACGGAGCACCGUCGUUGCUCUCAGCAAUGACUGCGAUCAGCCCAGCAUCCUGGAGGGACAAGAUUCCACGGAUAGCCGCAAUCCCAAGAACUGGAGCCCGUGGAAGAAGAGGCUACUGUUUUUGGCGUUGAUGUCGAGCUCGAUCCUCGCUGACGGUGGCAUGACCUGGGGCGCAACACUGGUGGUUCCGCAAGCGUUCGAGUGGAACACGUCCAUCAACCAUUCGGCGACUUCGCUCAACUACGGGAUCUUAUUGCAGGGCUUUGGUGGCAUUAUGGCGGUGCCGUUCAUCAACGCCUAUGGCCGCCUUCCGGUCUGGCUAUACCCGCAGAUCGUCACCCUCGGCGUCGUCCUUGGAUGUGUCUACGCGCAGUCCUGGUCCGUCUUCACCGCAUUGCGCGCCCUGCAAGGUCUCUUCGGCACCGUGCCCCAAGUGAUCGGCCUGCCCAUCAUCCACGACAUGUACAGCCCGGCCGAAUGGCCACGAUACAUCAACAUCUGGGGCACCACAUUUCUCGUGGGACCCUUCCUCUUCCCCGCCCUGGCCGGCUAUAUUCUGGACGGCACCGACUCGUGGCGCGACUGCUUCAAAGUCCUGACCGCGCUGUACGGCCUCUCGACGCUCCUGAUUCUCUCGUUCGGCCACGAAACAUACUACAAAAACGGCACGCACCAACCCCACAGGAUUAAAUCCUUCUUCGGCAUCGGGAACACCAACCUCCCCAAAUCCCGCGCCCUCGCCGCAUCGACGCUCGACAUCAUCAAAUUGACGUUCACGCUCCCGAUCCUGCUCGUCGGCCUCUCCACCAUGAUUAACUUCACCUGGCCGAUCGGCAUCACCACGACGGUCGACGCGGUUGUGCGCGCCCCGCCCUACCUGUUCGACGACGUGGAAGACGCGUCCAUCCGAUUUGCCGGCGUCAUCGGCGCCCUCCUCGGCUUCUGUUUCGGAUACUUCUUCAACGAAUGGAUCUACAACGGCUCCGGCGGGCGACGCAAGGCUCACUGGAGAAGCGAGUACCGCCUGCACGGCGUGUGGUUCCCACUCGGGAGCAUGGUGUGCGGCCUGCUCACGUACGGGCUCACGUUGCACUACGGCAAAAGCUGGGUGGGCCUCGCGUUCGGGUGGAUCAUGGUCAACGUCGGGCUCGUGGGCAGUAUGGUGGCCAUCACGGCGUACGUGCUGGAAAAAUACCCGCAACACUCGGCCGUCGUGUCGGCCAUUAUCAACAUGUGGAGAACCUGCGGCGGGUUUGCCGUCGGAUACUUCCAGCCCAGUUGGAUAGAGAGGGACGGUGUCGCGGCCGUGUUUGCGACCCAGGCCGCCGUCGUGGCUGUUUGUGCUGUGCUGUUGAUCGGGUCUACCAUUUGGCUCGGCAGGAGGGCGGCCAGAGCCAAGCCUGGAUCGGAGAGCACCACUGAAGCAUGA